Molecule: messenger RNA, 6166 nt
Organism: Monodelphis domestica (gray short-tailed opossum)
Lineage: Eukaryota; Metazoa; Chordata; Mammalia; Didelphimorphia; Didelphidae
Gene: TMEM215
Product: transmembrane protein 215
Source: RefSeq, a predicted model, not a curated record
CAUUUAUCCACACACAUAUAUAGGCAUUCGACUCCUUGUCCGGAGGUGAGCAUUUGCAUGUUCUGGUCUGACCUGGAAUCCAAAAGAAGGGCAUUAGAAACCCCCCGGGAAAGCUGGACAGAAACAAGUACCUCCCUUUUCAGCAUGAUGCAGAGUCCGGGGGGGAAAGCCAGUCCUGCCUCCUAGAAACGUGGAAAUUAGCUGAGGGACAGUUGCUGUGGAUUUUUCUGAUGAGAGUGGGACUGCUUUCUAUCUCCUUGCCCUGGGCAAGUCCUUUGGAAGACUGGAAAAGACGCUCUGGGUGCUGCCAAAUAGUCCAGUAAGUGUGUGUGUGGCCAUGUGUGUGAGGCUACUUGUGUGAGAGAGAAGGAGCCCUGGAGUGUCUGCCGAAGGAAACUUUCCUUGGAUUUUACCCACCGUGUGGCUUCAGCUCUGACAGAAGGAAUUGAAAUAUUGUUCUCCCUUCACUGAAGCAAUUCACGACCUGGAUGGGAUAAAAGAUGAGACCAGAUGACAUCAACCCGAGGACUGGACUGGUGGUAGCCUUGGUCAGUGUCUUCCUUGUUUUUGGCUUCAUGUUCACUGUCUCUGGGAUGAAAGGGGAGACCCUGGGGAACAUCCCCCUUCUUGCCAUAGGACCUGCGAUUUGUUUGCCAGGGAUAGCUGCCAUUGCUCUGGCCCGGAAAACAGAGGGCUGUACAAAAUGGCCCGAGAAUGAGCUCCUCUGGUGCCGGAAACUCCCCUGCUUCAAAAAAUCAAAAGACAAGGAAGUUAUCGAACUGCUGAGGACCCCAUCUGACCUGGAGUCAGGAAAGGGGAGUUCUGAUGAGCUGGUGAAAAAGACAUACCUCAGAGGCACUACUUCCCCAAAGGGAGAGGUGCCUGUGGCCAGUUCUGUCACUACUACCAUUACUACAGGGCAAGAGGAAUGCAAGAGUCUGGUCCAAAAGGUGGAUCAGGAUGAGGCUUCUAGAUACCUGGAAGGGGGCUGUCCUUCAGGUACCUUCCCAGCCUCACGGAGUACCCCCAACUACAGUGCCUUGGAACCAAAGUGCUCUACUUGGGACAGAUCUGACUGCCCGGAACCUGAGGACAGCAUUUUCUUUGUACCACAAGACAGUAUCAUUGUUUGUUCCUACAAGAACAGUCCCUACGACAGAUACUGUUGUUACAUCAAUUCAAGUCAAAUCAGUUGGGACCAUGAGACAAAAGUUUAAAUGAUGCACAAAAGCAUAUUUGUGUUUAUACAAACAUGGCAAAUUUCAGCUACUAAUGGAAAAGAAACUGCACUGCAUGAAGUCUUCAAACUGUUAGAAAUUGGCCUGGUAUGUGAUGGAUGCUCAGACCUCCUGUGCCUGAAGCCCUGUGAAUAAGCAUGUUUAAGGGUUGGGGACUAAUUUUAGUGAGAUAUAAUGUGGUUGAGAGACAUAUCUAAGGGAGAUGAGAAAGUGAUAACGGGAACAGGAAUUCAGAUUCCUAAUCUGUUUAAAUAACAUUGAAUGUCUUUCAAAACUGCUUUGUGGUAUCCGCUAAGAACAAGAUAAAUCAGAAUCCAGCUGUGUAUAAAAAGUAACAAAUGAUAUAUGAGACAUGCUUUCAGCAGGAGAAGAGAAUUUCAUGAUUUCUGAAGAAUCUUGAAAAACCAGUUUUAUGCUUGGUUAUAGUAAAUAAUUAGGUGGGGUUAAAUGCUUAAGAAGAUUUUUAUACUUAUUUAAUUCCCCAAGACUAUCAAGAAAAAUAGUUCUAUUCCUUCUUAGAUGUUCCCUGAGAGUCCAAGGAUAACUUUUCAAAGUUGAUUUAUAGUCCAGUUCUAUGAUGUUCUGGCAAUCGCCAUUCAGGGAAUUGCAUGUGUUAGUUAAAAUGUCCACAGUUAGGUGAAAACUCACAUUUUUUAAAUGUUAUAUCAAUUCUUAAUCCAAUCAUUUAAAGGCUUUAUCUGAAGUGUUUUCAAUAUGCAAUUAUCUUACCUAUAUAAUUUCCUCAUAAAGUAAAACCUGACAUGGAUGAAAGAAUUACAGAGAUUCAAAUUAGUUUUCACCAAAUCAAAAUGAAUUUUUACAAUUACAUACAAAUACCAUUGAAAUUGUGGAUAGCAUUUUCUUGAGAAUUACUAUUCUCCUAUGCUUCUUCCCAUCCAAAGACUAUAUGCAUACACACAAACACAGUAAUUGCUGCAGCUGUGAACAAUGUGCUGAAUUUGCAUGAAACACAUUGAUUUACUAUCUGGAAGCCUAGUGCUUGCAUGCAUGUUCACACAGACCCCAGACAUUGGGAUGUCAUCAGGGUUAAUGGAAUAGAAAACUCUGAUAAACAGAAUUUAAUGAUCUCUUAGCACUUCAUAACUAAGGUCAAUUUUAUUUAACUCAGAUUUCAUUGUUUCUAAGGAAAAAAUGUUUAAUCCACCAUAAUGGACUCUUUAAAAAUAUUCCCCAUGUCAUCUUUUCAGUGCCAAUUGCAUCAGAGAGUAAAGGCAACCAGCCCAAGUGAAAACAAAUGUCUGCUUCAUUGAAAUCUGUGAUUACUGUGGAAAAAUAAUGAUGAGUUUAAUUCUGGGGAAAAGAGAAUCCUACAAACUCCAGAAAAUUGUCAUGUUAGAAUUCCUCACAGGUGUUUCCAGUCAUUCACUUAAAAAUACAUGGGGAAAGGGAGGAAGUGGAUGACAUAAAUUUGAGGGCUAUUUCUUUGGGAUACAUUAGAUCCAAUGUCAUAGUCCUUGCAUAAGGGAUAGAAAAGUUACUAUUAUUUAGACUAAAGGAUUUUACAAGUCACACUUGUCAAAUCCAUUUCAGAUACAUUUAAUCUUUUUUCUGUGCACAAAUGACUUAUCCUAGCUCUGUGACCUUGGGCAAGUCACUUGACCUCUGAACCUCAGUUUCUCAUCUACAAAAUGAGAGGAUUGGACCAGAUCUGAGGUCCCUUCAAUCUCUAGGCAAUCUAUGAUCCUAUCAAAAAAUACUUUGUAUACUUCAAGGAAAUGAUUUAUAAUAAAAUGCAUGCCAAAGAUAAAGAAAUUUGUAUAAAAAACUGUGAGACUGAGUUUCUUAUUGCUGAAAGUAAUUUUGUACACUUGAUUGAAAGUAAAAUUUUCAUAUUACUGACAAUAAUAAUAUAUUGUAACCCAAACUUAUCAGUGUCAGGGAAGGAACUAAGAUUUUAGUGUGGGCAAUUAGGUUGGGGAAGAAAUAUUUUAUAAAUAGUAAUGUAGCCCAAGGUAAUGUAGUAUGUGGAUAUGAAAUAAGCACAAAAAUAAAUCUGGAGACAGAAAAAAUAGAAGUCUUUCAUUGACAUUAUUAUAUCUAUUUCCCCUAGUGCUCUGUUAAUAAAUACAUGAGGACUAUGGGGGCAGUGGUGGUGGUGGAGGUAGUGGUGGUGGUGGUGGAGGUAGUGGUAGUGGUAGCAAUGGCAGCCAUAUUUCCAUGAUGCUACCUUUCUGAAGAUGAAAGUUGGUGAUUUAAUCCUCAGAAAAGAUCUAAUGUGCCUCAAAUCUGUGGUAAAUGUUGAGAUCUUUUAGAAGCAAGUGGGCAAAUCCCAUACAUGGUUAUACAUUGCUGUUCCUUCAAUAUCAUUUGCUCAUUGGGUCUAACAAGAAGGCUCACUUAUGCUAAGCGUUAGUGGACUGCAAUAACCAGUGUCUUUCAUACAUUCUCUCUCCCUUACCAUAUCACCUCCUCUUCCUCCGUGAAACUUCUAGUUAACAAACUUCAGCUCAACUUGAACUACUAAUUUGGUAGUUUAAAGUCAUAUCACAUUAUCAGGUUUCAGAAUCACUAAAUUCCCUAUGAUUCUUCUUUCUUAACACUGUGAUGUGAAGGCUUUGAGCUAAAAUUAGUCCUAAAUUAUUACUUUUUCUCAAAAUAAAAUAAGAAUAUGAGGAUAUGUGAUGUUAUUUUUGAAGUACGAGUCUAAAUCAUCACCACCACUUAUACUGUGAAACAGUGAAGCUCUGCACAAAAUUCACAAUUUCAGGCACUAUAGUCUGAGUGAGGCUGGUAUAUUUUCUUCAGCGUGUUUCUCUUGUGCUUAAAACUGCAACAAUAAAAAAUGGAAAGAAGAAUGAAGCCCUUAAAUAAAAAUUAUGUCCUAAUUUCAACCCACAAUUUAAAUAAAUUGAUCAUUUUGGGCAUAGAAGAUAUUAAAACAUUAACAUUUUCCAGUUAGCAUUGAAGAAAUAGCCUUGGAAAACAAAAGUAUAAUAGCUGCUUUGUAUUUUUUCAGUAAUAAUACUUCAAUUUGAUUUUUUAAUUGAUUUUUCAAUCAGACUGUUAAAAUUUUCUUUCUAUAUCUUCCUACUUUUCUAUUACAUAUUUGUAGAAAUUCCUCAUUUCAAACUGUUCUUUGUUUCAGAGCUGCCCAGGCAGCCAACACUUCAAAGCUAUUGCCUAUUUGGGCAGUUGCUUUAAUCUGUUUUUGUGCUACAGCCUUCUUUUUAGGGUUCUUUUUUAUUUCUUUCUUCAGUGAUUACUACCUAUGGUUUCAGUGGUGAAAGUCCCUAGUAAAAAAGUUUCCUCUAUUAAUAUAGAUGGAUCAGCAGCCAUUCUGCAACCUGGCUCUAGAUAGCUGCUGAGAAGUUUCAUGAUCCAUCCAGGAUUACCAUCAGUAUGUGGUAGAGCAAGACUUGAAUCCAGGUUCUGACUCCAAGUUCUGGAAAUUGUAGUCUCAAUGGCAGUGGUGUCAAAUUAAAAUAGAAACUGGGGACACAACUGUAGGCUUCCUAUUAAUGUGGGAAAUCACAUAUUAACAUUAACUGUGUUCUAUUAUAUUCUUAUUUGUUUUAUUAAAUAUUUCCCACUUAGAGUUUGUUUUUUUUUUAAUCCUUACCUUCUUUCUUAGAACUGAUUCUAAGGCAGAUGAAUGGGGGUUAAGUGACUUGCUCAGAGCCACACAGGUAGGAAGUGUCUGAAGUCAGAUUUGAACCCAGCUUCACUUAGAGUUUAAUGUGGUUCAGGCUGAACUCUGCUGUAGGUAAUGUAUUUUAAAUAUUUGCUCUUCUAUAUAGGGUUGCCUCUCAUGCUUAAAUCUUCCUCUUGCUUCCAGUAGCAAAAUUAACAUGCUCUGUUUGGCAUUCAAAGCCCUUCACAAUCCCUCCUACAUUUCCAUUCUUCUUACACCUUAUGCCCCACCAUAUACUUUUCUGAUCCAGUGACACUGGCCUCCUUGCAGUUCCAUGAACAAGACCCUCCAUCUCAUGGUUCUGGGCAUUCUCUCUGGCUGUCCUCCAAAUGGUUUAUAUGUUGUCUUCCCCAUUAGAUAAUAAGUUCCUUGUCAGCAAGACUGUCUUUUGCCUCUUUUUAUAUCUCCAGUGGUUUCUACAGUGCACAGAGGUAUUAAGCACAAAGGUACUUACUAAAAUGAUUCAUAACCAAUCAACUCCCCAAAAAACUAUUAUCUCAGAGUUAAUAUCAUUUGGGUCCUUAAUUUAAAUUGAAGAGGAGAAAAGGAUAACAGGUAAUGGUAAGAGGGGAGGUUUAAGCCUCCUUUAUAAUCUCUCUCUUUUUUAAAUUCUGUAAAAUCCAACAUCUUAACUCCUUAAAAUUUACUUAUGUAACUAUGUAACUUACAUAACUAUCUGUUGCAUUAUUUUCACGUGAACUGGAAGUUAGAAGCUGUCUCUAUAUAUGUAAAUGACAAGAGCCAGGAAUAAUUCAGGCCAAAAGUCAAAUCCAGAUAAUUUAAUCCAAAAACUAAGACAAAAAAAAGUUAUUUUGACUGGAACUAUAAACUCACUUGCUAAAAGGGUUUAAAUUCAUCUUGGUCCUCCCUUCUCUAUUUCUCCAAGUUGAUGUAGACAUAACAAGAGCCAGUCUCCCAUCUUUGCCAUAGCCAAUGUUUCGAAUACUGAGGUAGGAAGCUUCAUAAGUUUCAGAACCAAGAGCUUUCCUUUGCCAAGUAAGCCAAUACUCACUCGUAUUGUCUUUAGGUAGUGAGGUUGGGUGCUACCUUUUUUUGUCUGGGAUGAUGGGUUUUGUCCAAAAAGCAAAACAGUAAAAAAAAAUAGACAAUGAUAAUUAUUUUGGUAUUGUUUCAACAACAGUUUUCUAAAGUACCUCACUGAAAUACACACAUGUAUGUAAUUGAUAUGUAAACAUGCUUGUGUGUCUACAUUCUACUUGCAUCAAAUAAUGUGUGGGGUUACAAAAUUUAGCAAUAAAAUGGAAAUUCACAUUCU